This is a messenger RNA of Papaver somniferum (opium poppy), 780 nucleotides long. Its product is annotated as BTB/POZ domain-containing protein At1g21780-like. Gene Ontology annotation, molecular function: protein binding. The coding region runs from base 1 to 780 and encodes 259 amino acids. The transcript is spliced from 3 exons. The record is from RefSeq and is a predicted model, not a curated record. Lineage: Eukaryota; Viridiplantae; Streptophyta; Magnoliopsida; Ranunculales; Papaveraceae.
AUGGAGAAGAAAUGGUUUAACAGAGUGAUGGAAAAGAAAGGUGAAAAAGGGUAUUUGGAUUUGCUAAUAGAUGCAGCAGCAAGAGGGACAACACUUUUGUCAGGAUUUCUGCACCUUCUGAAUUGGAGGAAUGUGAUGAAAGGAGUCUUGAUUAAUGCAUUUACGGUUCGUGCACUAUGUGAUACUUUCUCUCCCGCGCGUGGAGCAGGUAAUAAACCCGUUAGCACCCUCCCUAGUCAUAUAGUCAUUGAUGUUGAAUUUCUGGACCUGAAAAUCUGUCAACUUGAUGGUGGUGAUCCCAUUUCGAUAUGGCCUGGCGAUGGAGCAACACAAUCUCUUGAAACACAGCGGACACUCCGCUGUCUCUCCCGCAUGCUCAAUGAUGAAAUACUCACCGAUGUCACUAUUAACACGUUGGGUGGCACACUAAGAACACACAAGGAAAUUUUAUCUGCAUCUUCUCCGGUAUUUCAGAGUAUGUUCUUACAUGAUCUAAAAGAGAAAGAGUCUUCCAUGGUUGAUAUAGAGGACAUAUCUGUAGAAUCUUGUACAGCCUUGCUCAGUUACUUUUACGGGACCAUAAAACAAGAUGACUUUUGGAGGCAUCGAUUGGCACUACUUGGAGCUGCACACAAGUACGACAUUAUGGACCUUAAAGAUGCCUGUGAGGAGAGUCUGUUAGAGGAUAUUAAUUCAGGAAAUGUCCUUGAAAAGCUCCUAAUCCAAGAGAUGGAGGAGAUGGAGUUCAGUAUGACUUCAAAGCUUUUAAUAUCCUCUUAG